Molecule: messenger RNA, 3581 nt
Organism: Zalophus californianus (California sea lion)
Lineage: Eukaryota; Metazoa; Chordata; Mammalia; Carnivora; Otariidae
Gene: ZUP1
Product: zinc finger containing ubiquitin peptidase 1
Exons: 12
Coding region: 243-1982 (579 amino acids)
Source: RefSeq, a predicted model, not a curated record
UUUUUGAAUGUAAUAAUGGAAGUGAAAGUAUUUUGGAGGCGCUGGUUCUUGUCUUGGUUAACUGUGAAACCCUGGGUGUAGGGACGGCCUGUCCCAAUCUUCCAGGCCGGGAAAGGUAAUCGGCGCUGAACGUGCACGUCUCUGCGGGAGAGCCAGACGGCGUCCGCGGCCGACCCGAAGGGGAAGCCAACCAUAAGGCAGUGUGGCCGCGGCCGGAUCUUUGGGCUGCUAUCUGAUGUACUAUGCUUUCUUGUGAUAUUUGUGGUGAAACAGUAACCUCAGAACCAGACAUGAAGGCUCACCUCCUAAUUGUUCACAUGGAAAAUGAAGUUAUAUGUCCAUUUUGCAAGUUGUCAGGCGUGAAUUAUGAUGAAAUGUGUUUUCAUAUUGAAACUGCUCAUUUUGAGCAAAAUGAACUAGAAAGAAGCUUUGCAAGGAUCAAUACAAUACAGAUUAGAACUUCAGAUAACAGGAAAGACAACACCUUACAGUGUAGAAUGGAAGUUAAUUCUGGUGUCCAUUCAGCUUGUGCAUCUAAUCAUCCAAAAAUUUCAGCUCAAAGCCUGCCUAAUGAUGGUACUUUAAAACAUAAAGCCUUUUAUUCGGAGAACUUAACUGAAUCUAGAAAAUUCCUUAAAAGUAAGGAAAAAGAGUAUGACCCAUCUAAAAUAAAAGGAUCAAUUUAUGAAACAAUGUAUAGUCCUCCCGAAUGUCCGUUCUGCGGAAGAAUAGAAGAUUGUAGUCAAGAUAUGGAAAAUCAUGUGAAAACAAAGCAUGCUGAUCUUUUAGACACUCCAUCAGAAGACCAUGAUCAACCACUGUAUGACUGUCCUAUGUGUGGGCUCAUCUGUACAAAUUACCAUAUUCUCCAGGAACAUGUUGACUUACAUUUGGAAGAAAGCAACUUUGGACAAGGCAUAGAUAGAGUCCAAUGUUCUAGAGAUCUAGAAUUGGCUCACCAGCUUCAACAAGAAGAAGACAGAAAGAGGAGAUCUGAAGAAUCACGACAAGAAAUGGGAGAAUUUCAGAAGCUGCAGAGACAAUAUGGUUUAGAUAAUUCUGGAGGAUACAAACAACAGCAACUACGAAAUAUGGAGAUAGAAGUCAAUAGGGGAAGAAUGCAUCCAUCUGAAUUUCAUAGAAGAAAAGCUGAUAUGAUGGAAUCGCUAGCUAUUGGUAUUGAUGAUGGAAAAACAAGAACUUCUGGAAUUAUUGAAGCACUUUACAGAUACUAUCAGAAUGCGGCCACAGAUGUGAGGCGCGUGUGGCUUUCCACAGGGGUGGAUCACUUUCAUUCAUCUUUUGGUGACAAAGGUUGGGGUUGUGGUUACCGAAAUUUCCAGAUGCUACUUUCAUCAUUACUGCAAAAUGAUGCUUAUGACGAUAGCUUGAAAGGUAUGUCAAUUCCUUGCAUUCCAAAAAUUCAGUCUAUGAUUGAAGAUGCGUGGAAGGAGGGUUUUGAUCCUCAGGGUGCCUCUCAACUUAAUAACAGGUUACAGGGAACAAAGGCCUGGAUCGGAGCAUGUGAAGUAUAUACACUUCUGACCUCCCUAAGGGUAAAAUGCCGCAUUGUUGAUUUUCAUAAGUCAACUGGUCCUUUGGGUACACAUCCUCGUUUAUUUGAAUGGAUAUUGAACUAUUAUUCUUCAGAGAGAGAAGGGAGUCCAAAAGUAGUGUGUACAUCUAAACCUCCAAUCUAUCUUCAGCAUCAAGGUCAUAGUCGAACAGUUGUUGGAAUUGAAGAGAGAAAAAACCGAACACUAUGUUUACUAAUAUUUGAUCCCGGAUGUCCUUCUCGAGAAAUGCAGAAACUGUUAAAGCAAGACAUGGAGGCUAGCAAUCUCAAGCAACUUCGGAAAUUUGUGGGAAAUUUAAAACAUAAGCAAUACCAGAUAGUGGCAGUAGAGGGUGUUCUUUCUUCAGAGGAGAAAGUUGCCAGGAGACAAGCUUCUCAAGUUUUCACAGCCGAGAAGAUUCCUUGAAGAAUGAAGCAUUGCAGUGAUCAUGGAAUUUUACUUUAUUUUCCAAAUUCAGAUAUUAAGGUCCCUAAUACAGCUUACGAAUCUGAAUUCUUUACUCAACUUAUAAUUUAACUUCUAAAACAUCUAAAUCACACCUCUUGUACCUCAUUGUUUAGUAACUAUUUCAAUAAACAAUUUUGUUUGCAUUAUGAGUUCUGUAUUUCCUCUCACAUCUAUGUGUUAGAAACUGGUUUUGUAUGAUGAUCGUAUGUAAUAUUUAUUGGGUCCUUGUGUUAGGUAUUCUUAGUAUUUUCCAUGUAUUAAUUACUGUAAUCUUCAAUUCUGUGAGACAAAUUCUGUUAGUCCUGUAAGGAAGCUGAAGCUCUGCAAGGUUUGUAAUUUUCCCAAGAAAAUUAUUGUAAUCCAGGGUGUGAACCCCGGCUGUCUCACUUCCAAGCUCUUACAUUUGGGCAUUCUGCUUUCUUUUGUUAUAAAACACGUAUAAUGAAAUUCCCUCCUCAUCACUUAGAAAUUACCUUAAUAUUUAACAGGUAUAGCUCUAAAAAGAGGGAUUUGCUUUUGUUAAAUAUUUAUACUCUUACACAUACAACUGUGAAUUAGAACUUUGGGUUUAACAUGUCCUGUAGGAAAGAAACUUUCAGAUUCAUGUUGGCUGUGUCAAGUAAGGUUGCAGGUAGGAAUCCUAUGUCAGCCAAUUUGAGCAGAAGGGAAUUCAUUGAAAGAUUAUCAGAAGCUCAGAGAAUACACCAGUAACUAGGAAACUGUGCUGGAACAAAGACAAUUCUAGAGGCUAGAAUGUGAUCUGAUUCAUAGCGGAACUAUCAGGUUAGGAGCCGAGGUCGGAUGUCUCUGCUCAAAAUUCAGAUUCUAGAAAGGCCACAUCUGAUUGGCGUGAGACUUGGCCAUGGGACAGAGGCAGUUUCUCAAAAGGAAAUCAGAGUAGAUAAGGAAUGGAUAUUACACAACAACAACAAAAAGCAACACGAAAAAGGAAGAACGUACUUGAAUACGGUUUUAUAAAUAUUAGCUACUCCAUCAAAUAGUAAAAGCUGCACUCCAAGAAUGAAUAAUAUUGCCAAUCAGAAAAUUCUGGAAACCAUCUUUCCUAAUACUCUGUCCCUCAGACAGAAAUUCCGCAACUAUGAGCCUUAUGAUCAGAUGUCUGUUCUGCUGACUUGUCAAACAAUGCUUAAAAGCAGUUGCCGUUUUGCCCACUCCACGAGUUUUAGCCCAGUUCAAACAAAAGCAGAUCUUUCUCUGAAAGCUUCGUAGAUCUCAACCAUUGGAAGGUAUUGCUGAUCGACCAUCAAGCAUCAGUGAUCCCGUGUCACCAUGAAGGCUCAUUCUCAGUGUGUCGUGUCCACGUAGGAGGGAAAGUGAUUGUCUUAGGAGCCUUAGGCCACAUUUGAGCAACGUUAGUGCCAGAGCAGAGAAAGGCUUUACCGUCAGAUCCUAAGGCCAAAUAUCUUCUGCAGUUUCUGGACCUUCCUCAUGGAAUGUCUCAUACGCUUUAGAAAUCGUUCCAAAAUGCUAAGUGACCAUUACCUGGGUGGCAUCCUUAUAACAUUGAGCUAUAUAAAGGACACACAAAGUUUUACA